AUGGGUAACCAAGCUCUUCAGAUCAACGGCUUCACUAACACCGUCACCACCAACAACCACAUCACCACCCGUGGUAGUGACUGGCUUUUCACCGUUUCCGCAGUGUUGGCCUGCUCUGCUUUCGUCGUUAUCGGCUUGUCGCUCACCAAAACCCGGGCUCAACGAUUGUUUCACUACCUCAUUGCGUCCUUCCUCCUCGUUUCCGCCAUUGCGUACUUCGCCCAGGGUUCUAACCUUGGCUGGACCGCCAUCCAGGUUGAGUUUCCACGAAGUGACCCCAAGGUGGCCGGCACCCUGCGCCAGAUAUUCUACGUUCGAUACAUUGACUACUUCAUCACCACUCCCUUGGUGCUGACGACGCUACUGUUGUUCUCCGGCCUCCCUACUCCCACCAUCCUGUAUGUCCUAUUUCUGGACGAAAUCGCGGUGAUCUCGGGCCUGGUUGGCGCCCUAGUCAAGAGCAGCUACAAGUGGGGUUUCUACACUUUCGGCGUUGUCGCGUUCUUGUUCGUCGCCUUCUCUGUGGUCUGGGAGGGCCGAGUAUAUGCUCGUGCUCUUGGCCAGGACAUCCUCAGGAACUACACCCUGGUCAGCAGCUGCCUCAUGCUCCUGUGGCUUGUGUAUCCUAUAGCCUGGGGGGUCAGCGAGGGUGGCAACAUUAUUGCCCCAGACUCAGAAGCCAUCACAUAUGGUGUCCUUGAUAUCCUUGCUAAGCCCGUGUUUGCUGCUCUCUUCCUCUGGAGCAUCCGCACCGUCGACCUCACGCGUCUCGGCCUCCACAUCCGCGAUGGCAGCGUCGCACCCGGUGCUGCCGUUGGCGAGAAGCCGGCCAUCCCUGCCAGUGAGCCCGUUGUCGCUCCCGCGGCUGACACCACCACUUCCAAUGCAGUGUAA
Capronia epimyces CBS 606.96 is the source of this 894-nucleotide messenger RNA. RefSeq lists its product as uncharacterized. Bases 1 to 894 code for a protein of 297 amino acids. Gene Ontology annotation, cellular component: plasma membrane; endoplasmic reticulum. NCBI's taxonomy places the organism in Eukaryota, Fungi, Ascomycota, Eurotiomycetes, Chaetothyriales, Herpotrichiellaceae. The record is from RefSeq and is a predicted model, not a curated record. The transcript is spliced from 3 exons. Gene Ontology annotation, biological process: monoatomic ion transport. Gene Ontology annotation, molecular function: monoatomic ion channel activity.